AAAAAAGAUAUACGCUUUAGCUGAAUUUAUUUAAUCGGGAAAUCUAAAAAAUGUGAAUGACCGAAAUGCAUCACGAUGCAGAUUCAGCUUUAGACACUUGCGUGGUUAUUUUGCGACAAAUGAGAGAAAUAGCGGACCACUUAAUGCGUAUGCGCAUGCAGCGAGAACGGAUAGUUCAUCCCCAAUAACCUUGAUGUCGAUCGGAUCUUCCCGCACGACCUACAAGCCCCUCAUAUUCAGCAGGAGAGUCUGCCAUUGCGCAGCAGCCAACUGGGUGAAGGUGGGAAAUCCACUAAGAGCGAGGAUGCUUCUAUAGGCAGUCCGGGUUUAUUUCUUCAGUCAACAUUUUCAGUUUUUACAGGCGAAAUUUACACUGCUGGAAAUCGCCAUCCCCUGCCCGGCUCCCCCACUGUGGUCUGUCUCAGUUAUACUGUCAACCCCCCCACCCCUCCUCCUCUCUGCCUCCUUAAUCUCCCAGAUUGUCGGCGACUUGCUGCAGUCGAUGCUGCAGUUCUGAACCGCUCCUGCGCCGGGACAGCUGACUCAAUGAGAAAGACAUGCUCGCAUUCGUUUUGGUCUCUGGGUCUCUCUGGAUUAUAUUAGAGCUGAGUUCCACCCUGAUGGAGAAGAUGCAGGCCCAGGAGAUGAUGAGUGGCCUGAGGAUACCGGAGAUGGACGAGCUCGGUCAGUUCUUCCGCUCCCUGCCGACCUCCACGCUUGUGGGCAUCGGCGCUCUGACAGCUGUGCUGGCGUACUGGUUAGCCACCAGACCCCGUCCCAUCAAACCCCCCUGCAGCCUUCUGCACCAGUCUGAGGAAGUGCCGCAUGAAGAUGGGGGUCGCAGGUCUAUGAUGGGUGACCCCUCCAAGCUGCUGACUCAUUACCAUGAUGACGCCAAGACCAUGUAUGAGGUUUUCCAGAGAGGCCUGCAUAUAUCUGGUGAUGGACCUUGCUUAGGCUCACGACUCCCCAACCAACCUUACAAAUGGAUGUCCUAUAAGGAGGUGACAGCCCGGGCAGAGCAUCUGGGCUCAGGCCUUCUGCACCAGGGUUGCCAGCCCAAUCCAAACCAGUUCAUAGGGGUGUUCGCUCAGAACAGACCCGAGUGGAUCAUCUCAGAGCUGGCUUGCUACACAUACUCUAUGGUGGUGGUUCCCCUUUAUGACACGCUUGGCCAAGAUGCUAUACGGUUCAUCAUAAACACUGCUGACAUCUCCACAGUCAUCUGUGACAAAAUGGACAAAGCUCGGGUGCUUUUAGAGAAUGUGGAGCGGAAGGAGACCCCCGGCCUGCGAAGAGUCAUCCUGAUGGACGCCUUUGACUCUGACCUCGUGGAGCAAGGCAAGGGCUGCGGUGUCCAUGUGCAGGCCAUGAAAGAAGUGGAGGCCCUGGGUCGAGAUCACUACAGAAAACCUAUACCACCAUCCCCAGAUGACUUGUCUAUUGUGUGUUUCACCAGUGGAACCACAGGAAACCCAAAAGGAGUCAUGCUCACCCAUGGAAACGUGGUAGCCGAUUUCUCAGGCUUCCUUAAAGUAACAGAUAAAGUCAUUUUCCCCAACCAAGACGACUGCCUCAUUUCCUUCCUGCCACUGGCUCACAUGUUUGAGAGACUUAUUGAGUCUGUGGUGUACUGUCAUGGAGGACGGAUUGGGUUUUAUCAGGGCGACAUCCGUCUCCUCCCAGAUGACAUGAAGGCCCUGCGGCCGACCAUUUUCCCCGUGGUGCCUCGACUGCUCAAUCGCAUGUAUGACAAGAUUUUCAGCCAGGCAAACACCCCGUUAAAGCGUUGGCUGCUCAACUUUGCUGCCAAGAGAAAAGGUGCUGAAGUCAGCAGCGGGAUCAUUCGCAGUGACAGCGUCUGGGACAAAAUCUUCUUCAGUAAGAUUCAGGCUAGCUUGGGAGGAAGGCUGAGGAUGAUUAUAACAGGAGCAGCUCCUACCUCACCCACUGUCCUGGGAUUUCUCAGAGCAGCUCUAGGAUGUCAGGUGUAUGAGGCAUAUGGCCAGACAGAGUGCACAGCUGGCUGCACCUUCACAACACCUGGAGACUGGACCCCAGGCCACGUUGGGGCUCCGCUGCCAUGCAACCUCAUUAAACUGGUGGAUGUACCCGAGAAGAACUACUUUGCCUCUAAGGGAGAGGGAGAGGUUUGUGUAAAAGGACCAAACGUGUUUAAGGGCUACCUCAAAGACCCAGAGAGAACAGCGGAGACACUGGAUGCCGAUGGCUGGCUCCACACGGGAGAUAUCGGGAAAUGGCUACCUAAUGGCACGUUGAAGAUCAUUGACAGGAAAAAGCACAUUUUCAAGCUGGCGCAGGGUGAGUACAUCUCCCCUGAGAAGAUCGAGAAUAUCUACAUUAGGAGCGAACCUGUGGCACAGCUAUAUGUUCAUGGAGAUAGUCUGCAGUCCUGUUUGGUAGGAAUAGUUGUUCCUGACCCUGAAACCAUGCCCGAAUGGGCCAAGAAGAGAGGUAUCUUGGGCACCUACGAGGACCUAUGUAAAAACACUGAGUUAAAGAAGGGAAUCCUUGAAGAUUUGGUGCGUCUUGGAAAAGCCAGUGGCCUCCAUUCUUUCGAGCAGGUGAAGAACAUCUACAUUCACAAUGAGAUGUUCUCCAUUCAAAAUGGCCUGCUGACUCCGACGCUAAAGGCUAAGAGACCAGAGCUGAAGGAGUUUUUUAAGGCGAAGAUUGAUGAGCUCUACAACAGCAUCUCUAUGUGAAGGCUGGCGGACCUGAGUUUUCUUAAAGCAACCAAACAACAACAACAGACGCCUUGUCCAGCGACCUGCAGUGGGACAAAGAUGUGUCACCUGGCGCUUAACGUGCUUUCGGAAAGCAAAGCAAAACUGGCCCAACGGUAGAUGAUUAAAAAUGCCUAGAUAAAAACAAAUUAAAGAAAUCAAUAAAGCGAAAUACAAUGCACAUUGUCAUAUGUAUUUCCUUUUUUAUGUACGCAUUCACUGUUUAAUAAUUAAUUGAAAAACAUAUUUUAAAUCGACACUUAAAAUUUUUAGUUCAUAUAAAGGAACUUAUUUCUUUUUUCGUGUGACAUGAAUUUCCAUCACAAAACAAAAGCAAUUUCAGGGGUAGCCAGCAGAGGGCAGCAUGGAGUUACCCAUAAUGAAUGUAAAGAAUGGUUACUGGGAUUUUAUAAAGGGGUGAAAGGAAACUUGUUCUUACUAGAAAUGGAGAUGCAUCAUAAAUGCCAAAACACUCCGAUUAUUUAGGGGGGAAUGAAAUGUUGACUUUAUUAGCUAACAUUAGCUGUAGGGAUACUGCUACUUACUGUGAAUUAAAUUCCAUUUAUCAACUGUCAGUUUUUUAAGGGACAGGUUAAAAAUCUGGGGGAGAACGUCUUGGCACAAUUCACGUGAUGUGCUGAUAGCUGAUUUUUGUGUGCUUACAAAAAACAAUGAUUUAAAAGAGGACAACAAGCUAAUGCUAGCAGUUGCCCCCAUGGUAGGUAGUUAGCCAAUUAUCUUAUUAGUACAUCACUAAUACAAAUAUCAACUGAUUAAAUUCAUAACCAAUGUGUCAGUCAGUUUGAUUUACGCCCAUUAAUUUUAAUGUUAGAUGGAAACUCAUGUCACCGAAAAACUUUCCAUUAAGUUAUUAUAGAGUUUAGUUUUUAACAUUGGCUUCUCACAUGAUUGACACCGUCAGUGUAUACAAAAAAAGGUAAUAACGUACAUGAAACGGUGUGUAUUGUACGAUGUAUUUUUGUUUUCUUUGUUUUAAUUGAGGCAUUUACAUUGCUACCUGCUAUUGACCCAAAAACAAAUACACCCACUCCCCAGCAUCAGAAACUCAGCAUCAUCAUUCCCACUUCCUCAGCUCUUCUUUCCUCUUUAAACCUACCAGCCAAACAAAACCCAUCUGUUUUACAAGAGUAAUACAGUCA
Messenger RNA from Oreochromis niloticus (Nile tilapia), 3907 nucleotides. RefSeq names its product acyl-CoA synthetase long chain family member 6 (gene acsl6). The coding region runs from base 558 to 2726 and encodes 722 amino acids. Gene Ontology annotation, molecular function: long-chain fatty acid-CoA ligase activity. Gene Ontology annotation, cellular component: endoplasmic reticulum; membrane. The transcript is spliced from 21 exons. The record is from RefSeq and is a predicted model, not a curated record. Lineage: Eukaryota; Metazoa; Chordata; Actinopteri; Cichliformes; Cichlidae. Gene Ontology annotation, biological process: long-chain fatty acid metabolic process.